AUGAACGAAGAGGGCGAGAACGAAUGGAUCCGUAUGGAAGGAACAAGCAGUGACCUUCCCUCUAUUAUUGCUUGUAUACCUGAACUCGUCUAUGAAGUGCUAAAUAUACUACCAGCCCGUGUUCUUUAUACCUGUACGCAGGUCAACCGUUUAUGGUAUCACGUGGCAACGUCCGUACUGCGCAAGCGCGUAAGUUGUAACACGAUAUUUGUCCAGGACCGUAUCAUCGAACAUUCAGACGCAAGGGAGUAUUGUGAGAGUUUGUAUUCAAAACCUAGUGUCGUCUUUCUGUUUACGUACGAUGAUAUCUGGCUGACUAGGAGAGACAAACCGCGCAGACGUGGGCUGGAAAGACAGCUGGUGAAAUCUGUUCGACAUUUGUACGACGAACUUCCAGACGAGUGUCAAUUACUAGGUUGUACUACAGAGAAACUUAUCUAUAAUCUACCGGAGAGUUUCCCCACCGGGCCUGUGCACAAGAAACGCGGUCACGUGGCUAUAUCGUUCCCGGAAGUGAGUGGCGUGAAAUAUCAUACCGUUCACGUGAGACAUUUGAGACAUCAUAGCCGUGAUUGGUCGAGAUUAUUCAGGUUUACUGUCAAUCAUCCAGUGAAGUUAGCCAUCAUCCUGGCAUUGCCACACAGCAGGGAUAUGAUCGCUCAUAUCGCUUCAGGUACGUCCAUAUCUUCUUUUUGUACUUUCUGCUGCAUGCAUAGCGCUGGUAAACCUGGAAAGAAGUGUUUAAUAUUGUUUCUCGGGGGCUGGUUCUUCAAAGCUGGAUUAGUGUUAACCUUCCGUUAAAAUUUAACCUGCUGUUUCAGUUUAUGUAUUUAUGUACGUCUGUUUAUUUUAAAACUUCGAAGAAGUAAACUCCUACUGAUCCUGACCAGAUUUCUAAAGAAAUAUUUCCAAAUUUAUAGACAAUGUAUAUAUAAUACUUUUUGUUCGUGGAAACCACGCGUAAAUUUAUUACGGAUCGAAAGCUUUGCAGUAAUAAAUUUUCGUGAUGUUUCCACAAACAAAAUAGUAUAUGUUUUAUCGCCAUGCAAACCUACAAAGAACUUAUAUAGACAAUGUGUUUGGGAAGUUUGCUUUGAAUUUUAGGUUUAACGUAGAGAUAAUGUUAUCAGCUUUCGAACAACCGACUCCUGCACAGUAAAUAACAUGCCGUAUUUGUAACAUUCUCUGUGUUUUAGGUGUUCGUGAAACAUUCGGUGAGGGAGUGACAAUCCUUGGAGGAGUUGGUCAUGAUCGACUGUUUAUGGAUGGAACAGUACGCAGAACUAGAGCACUUGUUCUUUUGAUCAGCGGCAGUGCAUUUGGAGUACGCGCUGGAUUCCUCAACCAACCAAUAGCUUUAGCCGAAGCGAGAACGGACUUUUACGAACCCGCCCGAACUAUGAUCCGGGAACUUGAGCAGGAGAAUUUUCGCCCUUCGGUAGCUUUGGUGUUUACGUCACGAUUUGUACAUCGUGGAAACUCGUAUUUCUCGAGCGCUCACGGAAUAUUUCGAGACAACUUCCCGGCCAUUUUAUCCGGGGGCUUUUAUUCGUAUGGGGAAUUUUGCAUGAGGGACGGAGAACCGGGUAGGACAGUUCAAAGCUGCAAGGAAUUCAUGAAAUAUAAUUCGUCCGUGUUUUGCGUUUGUGGAUACGAUAAGACAGCUGUAGCAUCUUGACUGCUUUCCUAGAAAUAUUUCAGGCAAUAUUACAAUAUCCAAUUAGAAAAUGUUUCGUUAUUUUACUUUUAUUUUCAACAUUUAAACACUAAAAUAUUUUAAAUCAUUAACUAUAUAAUAUUCUGAGCUUCAAAAACUCCUUCGAAAAUAACCAAUAAAUAGAUUUAAUAAAUAUAACUUUUGACUCUAAAUAAUAAUUUGCCUCUUUUGGUAUAAAUUUGUCAAACAUUUUAAUAUUUUAACGUUAACGUUAACGUUCUAGUAAAAUAACAAUUACGCGUUGAACAACAAGGAAUCUGUUUUUAAUCCUUUUACAGGUAAACUACGUGAAGCGUUCCUCUUUUGAAUUUCUAAAUUGAUUGCAAUUUUCCUCAUUACUUUUGCAAUUUAAAAAACUCUCUUGCAAAUCCCUUGAGGAAAUUUGCAAUGUUGCUAAAACCGAAUUAAAUUUUCGUCAGUUCCUGUUAGAAGUUCCUAACUUCCUAUUAGAAGUUCCUAACUUCCUGUUCUGUUCUGGGUGUUGCAAUUGGCUAACAAAAAUAAUCGACCAAUAACAACGCUCAGAACAGAACAGGAAGUUAGGAAAUUAAAACAGGAAGUUAGGAAAAUUUAAAAUGAAGUUUGGAAUAUUGCAACAGCCGAUAGGAACAUUGCAAAUUCCCUCAAGGGAUUUGCAAAGAGUUUUUCAAAUUUGCAAACCUAAUGAGGAAAAUUCCAAAUGAGUUACGAAGUCAAAAGAGGAACGCUUCACGUAGUUUACAUGUAAAGUUUGAAAACAAUUUGAAAUUUUCUCUUUGGGGCUUGGUUCUGUCGCUUGCAAAUCUGGGAAAGGACUACGAUGCAUAGCGGGUACACGAUGAUGUGAUGGUGACAACAUCCGACUACAGUCCGAUCGUAACCCGAGAGAUUUACGAACACCAGGUUGCAUCAUGCAAACAUUUAUGGAUAAACCACGUGCGCAUCACGUGGUUAGGUCUACUCAGGGUUUUCAAUGAAGUCAUGUCUUUAGAAAGUGCCCUGGCAGUUUCCUGCGUC
This is a messenger RNA of Paramuricea clavata, 2713 nucleotides long. NCBI's taxonomy places the organism in Eukaryota, Metazoa, Cnidaria, Anthozoa, Malacalcyonacea, Plexauridae. The record is from the annotation of a GenBank genome assembly.